This is a messenger RNA of Micropterus dolomieu (smallmouth bass), 2699 nucleotides long. It is a transcript of the gene avpr1aa, whose product is annotated as arginine vasopressin receptor 1Aa. Bases 73 to 1311 code for a protein of 412 amino acids. The record is from RefSeq and is a predicted model, not a curated record. The transcript is spliced from 2 exons. Gene Ontology annotation, biological process: G protein-coupled receptor signaling pathway; positive regulation of vasoconstriction; regulation of systemic arterial blood pressure by vasopressin. Lineage: Eukaryota; Metazoa; Chordata; Actinopteri; Centrarchiformes; Centrarchidae. Gene Ontology annotation, molecular function: peptide binding; vasopressin receptor activity. Gene Ontology annotation, cellular component: membrane.
UAUACGGAUUGGAGAGGCUCUUCACAGCCCCUCUGGCACUGUAUCUGUUAGGGCGCAUAGAGGGGCAGUGCCAUGCACACUCCUGACUAUGCGCUGCUCCUGAGCGGAGGGAACCAGUCUCUGGUUUUCGGUCCCACUAAUGACCUAGCGAUGGGAACAGCUGGAAACUACACCGUCUGCCCGAACGGGUCCGAUCCGUUUGCCCGAAACGAGGAGGUGGCCCAAAUCGAGAUAAUGGUCCUGAGCAUCACAUUCGUGGUUGCUGUGAUUGGGAAUGUGAGCGUCCUGCUGGCAAUGUACAACACUAAGAAGAAGAUGUCGCGGAUGCACCUUUUCAUCAAACACCUCAGUCUGGCUGACCUAGUGGUCGCCUUCUUCCAGGUGCUGCCGCAGCUCUGCUGGGAGAUCACCUUCCGCUUCUACGGUCCAGACUUUCUCUGCAGGAUAGUCAAGCACCUCCAGGUGAUGGGGAUGUUUGCGUCCACCUACAUGAUGGUGAUGAUGACCCUGGACCGUUACAUUGCCAUCUGUCACCCUCUGAAAACCCUCCAGCAGCCCACCCAGCGCUCCUACACCAUGAUCAUCUCCACGUGGAUGUGCAGCCUGGUGCUCAGCACUCCGCAGUACUUUAUCUUCUCCCUGAGCGAGAUCAAGAACGGCUCGGACGUCUACGACUGCUGGGGUCAUUUUAUCGAGCCGUGGGGCGUCAAGGCGUACAUCACCUGGAUAACCGUGGGCAUCUUCGUCGUGCCCGUGGUCAUUCUCAUGAUGUGCUACGGGUUCAUCUGCCACAACAUCUGGAAAAAUAUCAAAUACAAGAAAAGGAAAACGAUGGCUGGCGCCUCGAACAAGAAAGGGCUAAUUGGGAAGAAUUCAGUCAGCAGCGUUACGACUAUAUCAAGAGCCAAACUGAGGACUGUUAAAAUGACUUUUGUCAUAGUUUUGGCGUAUAUUGUUUGCUGGGCGCCGUUUUUCAUAGUACAGAUGUGGUCUGUGUGGGAUGAAAACUUCCAGUGGGCUGAUUCUGAGAACACAACAGUGACUCUGUCUGCGCUCCUUGCCAGUCUCAACAGCUGCUGUAACCCGUGGAUUUACAUGAUCUUCAGCGGUCACCUCCUCCAGGAUUUUGUACACUGCUUCUCAUUCUGCCACAAAGUGAACACUGACUUCAAGAAGGAGGACUCUGAUAGCAGUCUACGCAGAACAACGUUGCUGACUAAAAUGACCAAUCGAAGCCCUACGGGCAGUUCUGGCAACUGGAGAGAGCUGGACAAUUGGGCUCCCAAGUCCUCCAUUCAGAUAGAUAAUUAAAUUAUGUCUGGCAAUGGCAUCAAGGUACAUAUAGCACGCAGUAUUAACUCAUCUUAACAUUAGGCAUUAUUGACAGUAGUUGAAAUGCCCCCCAAACUCCAAAAAUCUAUAAAGCAAAUCAAGCUUUUUGCAUGUAAAUCAAGACACAGGGUGAAGACAUAUGGUGGAGACAGGAAAUAUGGACACAGUACUUGUGCUUCUUCUUGCUGGAUUUUGUGUGCAUAUUUGUUUUCAAAAAACAUCAACAAAAAUGUAAGUUUUAAACGGGAAAGGGAGUGAAAUUGCAAAGUCACGCUUUUAUAUCACCACAAUUGUUUGGAAAAUCACUACAUGCUGAUGGUUGUGUUGUGUUGAAUUUAGUUAUACUUUUUCUGGAGUCUUAACAUGAUUCCUUUUGAUGCUUUUAAUAGAAAAACACUUUUCCAGUAAUACUGAUGUUUUUACUGGCGGUUAUGUCUCCCAGCAGUGCCGCCGAACACCCUUUCCUGUUAGAGUGUUUACAGAGACAAAACUUACGUAGCAGCCAGGAGGUGUGUAGUGGUGAAAACAACUCUUCCGGACCGCACGUUUCUAAGUAACCAAAGCAGUCACCUCAUCCUUUGUGAUAGCUUUCCAUUUUGUUGUUUUUCUCAGAACCAGAUUUAAUGGCUUUUGUAAAAAUAAAAAAUAAAAACGGAAAGAAACCAACCUUUCCUUUGACCUAUGAAAAAAAGAAAACAUUUUUUGCUUGUGCUUGUGGUUUAGGCUGCAUGUAUUAAUUGGGCCCUUGCAUGCAUCCAUAUUUUUUUUAAUUAUUUCAUCUUGCAGGCAACAUGCUGUGUGGAUCCCUAAAGAGUGGCUGUCAGUUCUGUUGAGCAAAGGCAGAUGGGAUCCCCUUGAAAAUAGCAGGACAUUAACACACACACACACAUGCACACAGUGUAUGGGAUGGCGGGUGUUUGAUGAAGUGAGAUUGGCCACAGCUGGAGGAGUCUACCUACCCACCCCCAGACCUAUCCCAUGGCUUUCACAAAAUUUUGGGGAGAAGGUCACACAUUCCAAACACUCUAUGUACUAUUCCUGAAUUUUUUUUUUCUGACAUCCUGCACCAUUUGGGGUGUUUGUUUAUUGGCUACAUUUACAUUCUACACAGAAACUAUUUUCUGAAAUUUGAAUUUUCUUCUACCAUUAAUGUGAUGUGCAGCACCGCAAUGGUUGUCAGACCACCAUGAGAACCCCCCAAAAAUAUGUAUGUUGUAGUAAUGUAUCAACUCAUUUCUUUAUGCGUGUAUAUUAUUUUUGUACAUAAAAGGCACAUAAAUAUUUGUAAAUAGGAGUAAUAUAUGUAAAUCUGUUCGACAUGAAUUAUAUGUGUCUGUAAUGGCUUGUGCACAUUGAAAAUAAUCUAA